UCUGUCUCAUAGGUUUCGUAACAAGCGUAGCGCGCGCGGGGUGUGUGUUUUGUUCGGUAAAACAGUCAACCAGUGCACAGUCGCGAUGGAUGGGAAAAGCGCCUAAUAGGGAACAUUAACAGACUUCAACCUUUGUAUUAACAUUAUUAUCUAACCAUUUAGUUUUCGGUGCGUAAAAUGCACUUUCUUGCGCGUCUUCGUAAAAGUAUUUGUUUUUCUCUAUUGUGGCGUUAUAGAGUUUUGUCAAUGAAACAAUACGGAAUGGCACAAGCUGGAGCUGCGUAAAUGUGUUAUUGAUCUCUGUUGUUGAAUUGAAGGAAACAAUUGUUCCAGGAUAAAAACAAUUGGUUUUUUUAUAUUAUCUGGUUCUUACACGUGCAUGCAGAAAUCCAGAUUCUCGUGUUGAGCUUCACUGUACACAUCUGUAUUAUUGUGGGGGUGUAAAGCGACUCGGAAGAUCUUCCAUGCGACUCGGAAAGUCGAAAAUGAAUUUCGAUCAGCUGUUGGCCACGAUCGGCGGCUUUGGGAGAUAUCAGAAGCUUUUGUAUGUAUGGAUAUGUCUACCGCAGAUCUUUCUGGCAUUCCACAUGAUGGCGAGCGUCUUCACAGGCGCCACGCCACCCCACCAUUGUCGGGGUUCACGUCCCGAGGACCGGUCAUCUAACGACGGCAAUGUUUCAAACGUGAAUUUGAGUAUCUCUCUCUUGUCUGGGCAUUCGUGCACAGUUUUUUCUGGAGAAAACCAGAGUGCAUAUUCAAGUUGUACAACAGGAUGGGUGUACAGCCACGAGGUGUUCGAAAGCACAACUGUCACAGAGUGGGAUCUGGUCUGUGACAAGGCAGGUCUAAACAGUCUGGGCUCAUCUAUUUAUAUGCUGGGGCUGCUUGUAGGGGCUGUUGUAUUUGGAGCUAUGGCAGACAGGUAUGGGAGAAGGUUUGCCAUGCUCUUGUCUUUAGCACUUCAGACAGUGUUUGGUGUGGCCGCUGCCUUCGCUCCAAACUUCCCUGUUUAUGUCACCCUGCGCUUCAUCAUAGGAACAACAGUCUCGGGAGUGAUAAUCAAUGCAUUUGUGCUUGGCACAGAAUGGACCUGCACACAGAGACGGAUGUUAGCCGGCAUCUUCACCGACUAUUUCUUUGGUUUUGGCUACAUGCUGCUUGCAGGUGUUGCUUAUCUCAUCAGAGACUGGAGAAAGCUACAGCUUGCUAUCUCUGCACCAGGAUUUCUCUUUAUUUUCUAUAUCUGGGUUCUUCCACAUUCAGCCCGUUGGCUGUUGGUGAAUAACAGAAAAGAGGAAGCGAUUGUUCUUUUGCGUAAGGCGGCCAUGGUUAAUGGUUGCGUGUUACCUCCCACCGUUCAGGUGGAGCGAAGUGAGGUCCCGCAAGGACGGACUCAAUAUACUGCUGCUGACCUAGUUCGGACCCCACAGAUGAGAAAAAGGGCUCUCAUACUGUACUACAUCUGGUUUGUUAAUGUGUUGGUGUAUUAUGGGCUGUCUCUUGGUGUGUCUGACCUGGGGGUAGACCUUUAUCUUACUCAGUUCAUGUUUGGAUUGGUAGAAGUACCUGCAAGGUCUCUGGUGUUGGUCCUCUUGCCCUACAGUCGGCGAAUCCCGCUGAGUGUGUUCCUUGCUGUGGGAGGAGGGGCGUGUCUACUCACUCUCGCCAUUCCAGAAGACAGUUUUAAUGUUCGGACCGCUUUAGCCAUGGUGGGGAAAUUUGGAAUUACAGCGUCUUUUGCCAUCAUCUACAUUUAUUCCGCAGAACUUAUCCCAACCGUUCUCAGGCAGACGGGUAUUGGCGUAGCUUCUAUGUUCGCACGCAUGGGAGGAGUUUUAGCUCCACUAAUAAACCUGCUUGGACGCCAUGCACCUGUUGUGCCUAUGGUGAUAUUUGGCUCCACCCCUCUGCUUGCCGCACUGCUUGCCCUGGCAUUGCCUGAGACUGCCAAUCAACCACUACCAAACAGCAUUUUUGAUGCAGAGAGGUCUGAUCCUCAGAAACAUGACGGACAAAUUCCAGUAAAAACCAGCCAAUCACAAAGCAGCACAGAAGACCAAGAACUACAGAGUUUAGCAGAGGAGUUCAGAUCGACAUAAAUGAUCGCACAACACUAUGCAGCCUUAUAUUCAAAUAUUUCUACAUUUUACAUUAGCAUUUUCAUAAAUGGGGAGAUUUAAGUUUUGAUGCAAAAAAUGCCUCUUCUGUGUGACUUUGACAGAUAUUUGCACGUUUCCUAAAUACGUUUGCCUGUAGGCUCUAGAUUUUACUUGUGUACAGACAUUUAAAAAAAACGGAGGUUUUUGGGAUGAUCUAUUGAUGGAAAUGCAAUAUAAUAUACGUAGCUAUGCCUUCAGGCGUGUAUAAAGAGCUUACACAAAGAAGCGUUAUGUUUUUAUUACCUUAGAAUAAGCUAUUUCUAUCUACAUAUACCGCGGGUCCCCUUGCAUGUAAUUAGCCAUGUUCUGUCAGCCGUCUAGUGUUUCGAAAGGGAGGGGGAGUGGUGGAGUGAGGUUGGUUGCAAUUCACAACCUUGCCACUAUAUUUCACUGACUGGACCUUUAAAGCAGAGAGAAAUGGGAAACUGAGAAAAUGGCAUUCUACCGUAUUUGGAUGUUAUAAUGACAUGUAAACUUAUGAAAGUAUAAUUUCAAAUACGGUUGCACAGCACUUCUAUAUACCAUUGCGGUGUGCCGCAGUGUUCCUGAGAUAUGCUACUCUCCAUACGUCUCAGCCACACAGAGAUUUAAAUACACAAACACAUGCAGACAAACUGUAUCUUCCCAUUAAGCAAAUGCAAAACCAGCAGAAGUAUAUCAGUAAGUCUCAGUAAUGUUGGGUGAGUUGACAGGUAAAGGCAGUUACCUACAGCUAACCACAUCAAUUCUUAUACUAAUAUCACUUUACUGUAAUUCAAUAUUAAAUGUACAGUAUUUGUCACAGAUCCAGGUUCUGAAUGAUUUACACACUCCAAGGUGGAUAUUUCAUAUUACAAGAGGGAAUUUGCCCUGCAGUGCACUCGAAGGAAGCAGUGUAUUGUGUUUUGUUUUGAAGCCAUUGUAUCUUGCAGAACAUUUUAAGUGUUGUUUAGAAAUGUGAAAUUGAAUAAGAUGCCAAUCUUCUCAGUACUACACAGAGUGGAUGGUAGUUUAAGGAUGUUAGAAUGGGUUUAUUGAUAUGUUUGUGACCUUAUUACCCAUACUAAACAAUAGGUCAACAUUUGUGUGUGUUUGGGCUUGUUGGGUGUCAAGUAGUGCCUUCUGUAUAAAGCAGUACUUAUGCUUUCAUUUUUCGGAAUAUUCCACAGAUAUUUCUCGUGUAGGCUUUUAUUUACUUUUGCUAGUGAUGUUAGUUGAAAUGGUUUUAAGAGCAUGUACAAUUCAUUUUAGCUUAGAAAAUGAUUUUGUAUUGUUAAGUGCUGAUGUAUGAACUCUAUAUGGAUCCAUUUGAUUUUCAUUUUGUAAAGAAAACAUUCGUAAACGUACAACAAAAAACUUUAAGGCUGCUGCAUUCAUAUUUUAACUUGUGGGGUCAAUCUUACUUUUUUGAGAAUACUAUUACAGAGAAAAACUUAUGUUGAUGGUCACAUGGUCCAACCUCAGUCACACACCACCAAAUGACAAAGUCAAUAUUUUCAAUUUUACAUUAAUUUUCAAAACAUAAGAAUGGUAGUUAUACUGCAUGCAGUCAUUUGUUAGAAAUGAUCUUUUUAUUGUGCAAUUUGUCUUCCAAUGUUAAAUAACAUCGGAAUGAGUUUGAUAAGGGGAUAUGUAGGCCAUGUAAUUGUUGACCACUGCCCGUGCGAAAGUGUUUUUCUAGGGGGUUCUGCCUCCGAAGCUGCAUUUUGAAAAGCAUUUCAUUUACAAACAAGCAUUUUGUUAAGAUUUUCCGUUUAUUGACAUUCCAACUGAAGCACAAUAAAACUGUGAACAAUUGUCCAGCAUACAGAAUACUGCAUUAAAAUAAAAUU
This is a messenger RNA of Triplophysa rosa, 3970 nucleotides long. RefSeq names its product solute carrier family 22 member 13. The transcript is spliced from 10 exons. Gene Ontology annotation, molecular function: transmembrane transporter activity. Lineage: Eukaryota; Metazoa; Chordata; Actinopteri; Cypriniformes; Nemacheilidae. The coding region runs from base 465 to 2099 and encodes 544 amino acids. The record is from RefSeq and is a predicted model, not a curated record. Gene Ontology annotation, cellular component: membrane. Gene Ontology annotation, biological process: transmembrane transport.